AGAUGCGCACGCAUGCUGCGGUCUCACCGCAUUCGUAUAAACGACAAAAGUUAUGUAAACAUUGUGUAUUAAACGUCCGUUAUUGUGUUUUUAAAAUGUUUAACUCUUGUAUAUCGUAAGACUUUUGUUCUCGACCAUUGUUUGAUACGGAGCCAGUGUUUUGAUACGAUAUCCGCUGCGAACGCUUAACAUCGAUUUUAAGAACAGUUUUACGUUCCGAAACCGUCAUAAAACUAGUUUUUGUAAAGCGAAGUUUGAAAUGUGUGCAGUGAUAAUAAAACAAGUGAAAAAAUGUAUUUUUAUAUGUAUUGGUUGAACAGUAAGUUUCGAUGAAGCGAGGACGUUUUUAUACGAGACAAUUUUUGUGUUCAUAAAGUUCGAUAAAUAAUAAAACUGUUGAAAUUAUGUUAUUCAAAUUUCGUGGAACAAAACGCGAAGAUUUCAUGGUGUUAUAAAUAGAAUACCGAGUGGGGUUUCGUAACCCACGCAUUAUUAUAACAUCUGUGGUUUAUCGAGAUGAUUAUAAGCUGACUCGGAAGCCUUAUUAUACACAAGAUCAACUGCAACACGCCCUUAGGCUAAAGAUAGCCAAGGAUUCACCGCAUGCGUAAAUCACCCUAUAUAUAAUCAAAAUGAUGUGGCCUUCGUCUCAAGCGAGUAAAAUACUAACAUGUUUACUUAUAAUUGUUGUUAUAUAUUGCAUUUACAUGGAUACUUUCCUAUUUCUACGUAUAAGGAAUUAUAAAAUAGAUAUAUUCGAACAGUCGGAGAAUAUAACGCAAGAAACGUCAACUCACCGAACAUUGAAAGCACAACAGAAUUACGAAGACGUAACGUGGAUACCCUGUAACAUAAAUCCACUAUGUCACCCGACCGUGAAAGCUUUAAUGGUGGACCAUAUUAAUCAUUAUAUAUACGGACCGCUAUGUGCGAUUGUUGAUAUAGGCUUGGGUAUAUCUGAAAAGAUGCUAUUUCUAACGCCGAAUAUGAUAUCCCUUUUUCACGUAUUCAUAGCCUGCGUUGGAGCGAAACUGUUGACUUUUCAGAGUCUAGCCGCUCGUCGAGUUGCCGUUGUUCUGUUCCAAAUUCGAAUGUUUUUAGACGAUUUGGACGGUCAUGUAGCUAGAGAGAGAAAGCAUAUAAAAGGUGAGAGGUCAGAAGUCGGGACUAUUGGCUACUGGGUUGAUGGUAUUUGUGAUUCGUUCGGUGUGACAGCUAUGAUGAUAGGUAUACUCGUGUAUUUAAAGAAUAACCCGCCUCGACGAGGCUACAAAGACACUCCAGUUAGCACUCUACCUUAUCAUCAAUUGAAAGAGAUAAAUUCAAGUGAAGAUAUCGAAAGGGAUCACACGACUGAAAUAGGUAUAUCGUAUAAAACAAAAGUAACGCUACAAAGGAUAGUUCAAGUUAUCGGCUUAUUUUCUGGUCAAAUGGUGCUAUCUUCGUUGGCUUGGAAUAGAUACAUAGAUCUAUAUCAGAAUUUAUUAGAGAAUUCGUCGGAAUACGAUAUAUCGAGACGCGAAAGUACAUUUAUGUCUGGGACGUUUUUCUUCGCAACAGGUCUGUGGAGGAUUGUGAAUCCGCAUAGUUAUUUACAUCUGUUAUCGUUAGCUGUGUUUUGUGAUAAAACUUGGGCAUUUUUGAAAGCUGUUCAUUACAGCGGUUACGUUUGUCUGGUGAUAACUGUAGCGACGUCCGAAUAUUUAAUUGAGAAUAUCAAAUCUCAUGUCGUCAACAGUAUGGACGGUUAAAUUUUCACUUGUUCCAAAACUUUUUUUUUAUAUUCAUUACUAUUGACAUAUUUUUAUAUAUAUGAUUUAGAGAUGAUAAGAUCUGUAAAGCUAUUUAGUAAGAACGAAUUCGAAACUCACCGCAGAAUACGACCGUGAAAUGCGAGAGAGUGAAGCAGCUAUGACUAAUUUUAUAAUAAUUAUGACAUUUAAAUUGUCCGUUUUCAAAAUUUCACGAGUGAGACGCGAAGUGUAUUCUUAUUGAAUAGUUCUAUUGAUCAACAAACGGUAAAGCUUGCUUGCCAAUAUCACAUGUUAUAUUUUCGAUAUUUUAAUUCUAUUUUUAAAAAUAUAUAUAUAAAAAAAAUCUCGGUUUGCUUGGUAUACAGCCAUUGUUUUGAAAAAGUUUAAAAGCAUUAGUUACAUUGAUUUAUCUCUUUCUGUCACAGCUGAUUUGUCAUAAGAAAGAAGAAUGCACUGAUUACUUAUUGGCUUGGUGCUAAAAGGGCAAAUAUCAAUAAAAGUUCCUUUUUGUAAUACGGAUAGAAUUGACAUUGUUUGUUGUUUUGUAUGAUAUUGUUGGUAUGGUACUUAGAUAAUCUUAAUCGAAUAUAUUUAUUGGAACGAAGUUCUUUUACGCGUCUUACAGAUAGAGACCUGAUAGAUAUCGUCACUUAAGGAAAAAUGCGUGAACGCCUCCACGUGACCUUAAUUCCUUAAACCUUUUAUACGGUUUUAUUUUUUGUUAUUGUUUUAAUUUAGUCAUUGUAAUUUAAUUAUUAUUAUGUCGUAUACGUAAUGUAUAGCGAAAGCGACUUCGUUCCAAACGAUUGUACCGCGAUUCUCGUUUCAAAUGGACGUAUGUGGUUGAGGUUUUAAAAUGUACUUAGGACCUUUUAGCACCAGACCACAGAUCAUAUAUCCAUAUCGUGUUAUAUAUAUCAAUAUAGUCGCGAUCUUUGUCAAAUACAAUUGUUAUUACUGAAAUUAUUUUAUCAAUGGAUUUGAGGGUUUAUAUACAUAUGAUGACUCUAUAACAUAGUCUGUUUUUAUUCCUUUAUUUCUAUUAUGUUAUUGUAAAUUUUUAUAUUAUAAUUUAUUUAUAUCCAUAGUAACUAAUGAUUGGUUAAUUGUUUAAAUUGUUAUUUACUUUUAUAUAUUUUAUGGCACAAGAUCCCAGAUCGUCCAGACGUAUGUUAUUUUAGUUGAGUUGAGUUAAUUUUUAUAGUUAAUGUAUAAAAUGUAGAUGAAAAUGUCGUUUGAUGGUACAUCUUCGUGCUAGCUAGCCAAGCCAACCAAGAACUAAUCGCGUAAUCUACUGCCAAGCAGAUAUAGUUAGUAUUGUUGAGAUUCGGGUUAAAGGGUCAGUGAGCUAGUGUAACUACUGCAUUGGUUGUUUAAUAUAGGUUUAAUAUUUCUUACAAUGCCAAUGUAUAUGGUCCUUGGUGGCAUAUCACAAGGUAGCCCAUGUCAGCCUUUUCUAUUUAAAAUAAAAAAAAAAAAAUCUAUAAGAACUGUCAAAUUUGAAUUCGGACUCUAGGACAGUUUUUUUUUUUUGUAACUUUAACCUGCUAUGUGUCUUGGGCUCUAACUGCCAAUUAAAGUAUUGCCGUUGAGAUAAUAAGUUAUAUCAGUCGUUCAAUUAGAUAUACAUUAGAUUAUAUAUUUAGUGUGGACAAUAAGAUAAAUAAUUUAAUUUGAUUUCUAGAUCGCUAAUCACCUCCCGUCGUUCAAUAUAAAAUAUAAAUUCUAAAUAUAUAAAAGAUCAGAUAACGCUAACCCAUUAAUAAUAAUUUACUAUCGCGUGAAUAAAUCACACCAUUAUAAAACCUACGAAAAAGGAAACUGAAGUUCAUGACAAGGUAUCGUUUUGGAAUUGACAUACUUGAUAUUAUGGGUUUUAAAUUUUUUUUUCUAUAUAUAUUGGAUAUUGAAGGA
Messenger RNA from Vanessa atalanta (red admiral), 3668 nucleotides. It is a transcript of the gene Cpes, whose product is annotated as ceramide phosphoethanolamine synthase. Gene Ontology annotation, biological process: phospholipid biosynthetic process. Gene Ontology annotation, molecular function: phosphotransferase activity, for other substituted phosphate groups. The record is from RefSeq and is a predicted model, not a curated record. NCBI's taxonomy places the organism in Eukaryota, Metazoa, Arthropoda, Insecta, Lepidoptera, Nymphalidae. The coding region runs from base 633 to 1751 and encodes 372 amino acids. Gene Ontology annotation, cellular component: membrane. The transcript has a single exon.